This is a messenger RNA of Alternaria alternata, 907 nucleotides long. RefSeq lists its product as hypothetical. Bases 162 to 860 code for a protein of 232 amino acids. The record is from RefSeq and is a predicted model, not a curated record. Lineage: Eukaryota; Fungi; Ascomycota; Dothideomycetes; Pleosporales; Pleosporaceae. The transcript has 2 exons.
AGGGUGCCAGGCCAGCUGGACCCCUAACUUAGUCUUUCUCCGCGUCUCAAGCUUGGAAGAGGCGAAUGUUGGUCAACCACUAACACCACCAUCGUCGUCUAACAUACUGAGUCUUGUUCGUAAGACGUUCAAGUCUCUAUCGUCGCGCAUUCGAUCCAACCAUGGCAAUGCGCAAGAACCGGGUGAAGCCUACAGCCUACCCGUUCCUACCUUUCCACAUCAUACGAUGCGCACAAUUACUUUCUUCACUUGUAGUAGCGAGCAUCAUGUUUUAUUUCCUUCGUGAAUUAUCGCAUGAUGGGUAUAGAUUACCUUGGACAUUCAUUCUGCUAAUGUCAGUUUCCCUCUUCACCCUCGCUGCGCUCACUUGUACAAUCUUCCUCCAUAUCCGUCACGGGCUAUCUGCAUCCCUCAACCUCACCCUCAACGCCGCCCUCGCACUUCUCUGGACCGUGUCCUUUGCUCUGCUAGCAUGGUGGUGCUCUGGCACAUUGGCACAUGUAUGCGAUGCGCAGAAUUGGGAGUCGGAGGCAGGGAUAAGCGUGUGUAGGAUGUACAAGGCGCUGUUCAGUUUUGCGUUGCUGGGCUUUGUGGCGACAGCGCUGGCGUUGGGGUUGGACAUCAGGGUUAUGAGGAGCGCGAGGAAGAGAGGCGUCUUUCAGCAAUUGGACGUGCUGGAUGGUGGGAAUGGGAAGAGAGACGGUGGAUUGGGAGAGGAGGAUGUCAAUCCAAAUCCAGUCGCGGCACGAGUCCAACGGGCGAGGGGAGGGGAUGGGUAUGCGCUGCCGGAAGAGCAGUUUGAGUAUAACGAUAUUGGAUAUCAAGGCGCAGCAGGGCAGGUUGGGAGAAGUAGAAUAUGAAGAGAGUAAGAAGUUAUGUUAUAAGAAUUAUUGACACGCUAUCUUGA